AUGAAGCAAGAAGCACAAUUGUUGGAACAAAACAAUCAGCAGGUUUUGGAAGGGAAGUUUCUAAAUUUUCCAGUUUUUACUAUUCAUUAUCUUAUUUUGGAAUAUGGCUAUUAUUAUACUGCUGAGCUUGGUAUAGAAGAUGUUUGGUUGAUAUCAUCAGUAGUAUCUGCAUGCUACGAAAUAAAAACUUUGCAAGCAGAUAACCGAUAUAUAUGUAUCAUUGAAAUUGCAGUGCCUUUAAGGAGACUAAAGUUGAUGCCUGAAAUACUUGUAACAUUAAAAAUUAUCAUGCUUUUUCAAUAUGACGGUGGCGGUCUGAAAGCACUUUUAUUUACAUCGUUCUAUGUAGCGUCGAAGAUUUCGGAAGAGCCAAGUACCCGAACAACGGAAUUUCGUAAGCGAGCAAUUGCCAAACGUUUUGGAAACGUAAUUUUGAUGAUGUCAGGAAUAAUAUCGGCUGCGCCGACAGUCAUUGAAAGCUAUCAGCUGAUGCGCCUAUUUAAAAUUGUUGUCUUCGAUGAUAUCUCUGAGCAGUUACUUUUUGAUAUUAUGGAAACAUAUUAA
Molecule: messenger RNA, 564 nt
Organism: Cercopithifilaria johnstoni
Lineage: Eukaryota; Metazoa; Nematoda; Chromadorea; Rhabditida; Onchocercidae
Source: the annotation of a GenBank genome assembly